This is a messenger RNA of Phaeodactylum tricornutum CCAP 1055/1, 378 nucleotides long. RefSeq lists its product with no specific name. The record is from RefSeq and is a predicted model, not a curated record. The annotation marks the transcript as partial. Lineage: Eukaryota; Bacillariophyta; Bacillariophyceae; Surirellales; Neidiaceae. The transcript has a single exon.
GUGGACGGAGCCGAGCGUACCUGGGACCGGGAUUUGUGGGAGGAAGAGAAUAGUGUGGUCAAGAAAAUCUCGUCGUCCGCGGAUGCUUUGGAAAUCAAAAAGUCGGGCAAGCCCGCCGUAAUUGCCGUCUAUGCACCCUGGUGUCAAUUCAGCCAGGCUAUGGAGGAUCAAUUUGAGGAAUUUGCGAAAGCAGUAGGAGACGAUGUCGACGUUUACAGUUUCCGCGGAGACGAAGAACGAGAGUUUGUCAUGGCUAACUUGAACACCAACUCGUUCCCGACCGUCAAUGUGAUCAAGGCAGACGGUACCGCAGUGAAGUACGAGUCGGAGGAACGUACUGUCGAAGCUUUUAAAAAGUUCAUGGAAAAGACACUUUAG